This is a messenger RNA of Ruditapes philippinarum (Manila clam), 3713 nucleotides long. RefSeq lists its product as uncharacterized. The coding region runs from base 81 to 3713 and encodes 1210 amino acids. Gene Ontology annotation, molecular function: SH3 domain binding. NCBI's taxonomy places the organism in Eukaryota, Metazoa, Mollusca, Bivalvia, Venerida, Veneridae. Gene Ontology annotation, cellular component: cytosol. The record is from RefSeq and is a predicted model, not a curated record. The transcript is spliced from 16 exons.
UUCUAUCUCAUGACUUUAAGCUGAGUUUAUAACUGCCAUUUUUGGGUAUUGAACAUGAUGGAUUUGAUAACAUUGUUAAGAUGAAUGAAACUGACAAAGCUAAAGGAAAGAAAGACAUCAAUGAGUGUAUAUCAGAACUGUUUAAAAAGAAGAGUGAAUAUGAAGAACUGGAUGACAUAUUACAAGAAACAUAUGAAGAAAAGGAAUGUUUAGAAAUGGGAAAGGAAGUUAAUGUAGAAGUUGGUGACAAUGCUUCUCUUGUUAAAGAUGCUGUGCAUGAGGUAAGAGAAAUUGAUGACAAAGUAGAUGUUACAGAAAGAGAAUUUGCAAAGAAGGGCAAUAGGAGCAUAGAAUUUAAUAAUGGUUCCAAAGGGGAAGUUGCUGGUGAACUUAGUGAAGUUGGUACUACUUCUAGUGUAAAGCGGAAUGCAUCUGAAGUUGAUAUAGAUAUAACAAUCACGAUGGCUGCAACUGACUCUUCCAUGGAUGAUGAAGAAGUUAAAACCAUUCUAGAGUCAUGUGAUGAACUGGAUAAGAAACAAAAAGAAAGGAGCAAACGAACUAGAAAAUUAAGAAAACCUAGAAAGUAUGAAGAAAUUAAUAUGUGUAGAAAACGAAGUAAAUCAAUAGAUAAUGGGAAUCUUCAUUGUGGACAUAAUAUUGACUUUACAAAAUAUGGAAUAUCUGUAGGAUCAGGACUUCCUAAUGACUUGCUGCCUGGUAUAGAAGACUAUUUAAGUAACGUUCUUGCUAAUGAAACACUGUCGGAAUAUGCCGAAGAACAGCGUCAAUACUUCUUAGAGAGACUAGACAUCAUUAAACUGCCUCCCUCCAUCCCCCCACGACCUCGUUCAUUAGGUGUACGACUAUAUCCGUUACACAGUUCGCCACCAUCGUCUAAUCAUGGCAGUUUACCAAGUUCGGAGCAAGACGAUUUCGCUGCGUAUCAGAGAGAACUUUCACGAGCCCUACAAGGAGAUACCCCAACAUCACCUGAUGUGAGUGAGGUUAAGGUGUAUGAUGAUAUUGACACCACAGAUGGCAGCCUGGAUGAGAUCAAGCCCUCCAAAGUUGAAGAUGAGGAGAGCAUGUAUGAGAUCCCACAACUCCAGAGAACUCUCAGUGACUCAGGGUAUGAAAAGGCACUUGAGUUGUCUCCCUUAUCGAAAUCCACAAGCUCUGAGGAGCAGCUUUCUGGACAAUCAGGCCCUCCGAUGCCGCCGCCAUUACCACCCCGAGGGGAGAGGACAGGGUCAGAUGCAGCAAGUCGAAGUUCUAUCGGAAGUCUUUUAGAAGAGCGAAUUUCGGAUACACCGGUUUUCCGUACAAAGCUAAACCGAGAGUCAUCAGUACCGGCUCGACUUGAGAACUCUGCUGAUACAAGAAGUGAAAAGUCCAGCGAUGAUUUUCUUGAUGAAGAAUAUGAUGGUGCAUCAUGUGACUCACUGGAUGAAGUUUGUUGGUACUCUUCCCGGGGCAAGGAUUCCAGAAUGCAACGCAAUACAAACUACCGAGGUGUGUAUUUGAAACCAGUUAAAAGGAAGCAUAUAGCGCACCACAGGAAGCUUGGGAAAUCCCUCUCGUCGCUAUGGGAGAUAACUCAGCCAUUUGGUAUGCUCGAAGAUGUUGUCAUGUCCGGUGAGCUACAUUACCGAAGCAAGUUAACGUGGACUCGAAAAAUUGUAGCACUUACCAAUGGAAGACUUGUUUGUUACAAAGUUGAUAAAACAGAUUCUCGACCUUCAUUUGUGAUAUUGUUAACUGGCUAUAAAGCAUCAUUCCAUAAAAGGGAAGGAAGGCGGAGUUUUGAAAUACAUUUGGACCAUGAUAAUUUUGAAUCAUAUGUUUUUCUUGUGGAGUUUAAAGAGUGGGCAGUUAUUUGGUGUGAGCAUAAUAAUGCAGCAGCAAAAGGUCAAAGGGCUGCGGGGUCUGUAAUGCAUCUUGCACGAAAUUCAAUGAUAGCAAACCCAGACGGGACAUAUCAUAUGGCAAAUAGUAAUGUUCAGUUAUCAAGUUCUAACGCCUCACUUGUAAGUUCAGAUGGUUUUGAAGUUGAACCAGGAACUGUCAAAGUGAAAAGGAAGGACCCAUCAGGAGUGAAGACAGUCAAAAUGGGAGCGUUUGCUUUCAAGGCCACUCAAUUCUUUGAAUCUCUCGGUAAAAGGUCCUCCUUCCGGAAACCUUCCAGUGUUGGUGCAGAAAGGUCACCAUCUGUUGAGAGGGUGAGGCAGUUAUCUUGCUCUCAAUCGUCCCUGAGUGAAGUGGCAGAAAAACCAAGUACAAUCAUCCCGGAAACCCAUAUUGAAGAGUCCGUUUUUGAAUCUCCUGUGGAGAUGAAAAAACAUAUUAAACAUCAGGGUUAUGUCGAUGUAUACAGUAGUUUCAACAAGCGUAAAUGGGGAAAACGUUGGUGCCUUGUACAUGAGAACAAUUUUGAAUGUUAUCGGACACAAACGAGUGAAGUUUGCGAGUUGGAAUUUCUUCUCAGGAAUUGUAUAUUAAAGCGAGCCAUCAAGGAAACAAAAAGCGAGCUUGGUCUAAUGAUCCUGGAAAAUAAUAGGGAGAAAAUAACAAUAGAGCCAAUUAAUUGGACGGAGCUUGGUUCCUGGCUUCGAGUUCUGAUGCAGGAGACGAGCACACAGAAAACACCUAAAGGACUUGAGGGCUAUAUGGAUGAUACGCAUCCUUAUCAUGAAGCUGUUGAGAUAACUCGAUUUUACCGACCCUUUACCAAUGAUUUUUCCAAAUUAUUCAAGUUAUCUGUUAAACCAAGAGGACAAUCAUCAUCAUCAUUGCCUGAUGAACAGACGAGAUCAGGUGACCAUGAGAACCGUGAUAGUGGAAUAUGUUCCUCAGAAUCAACUGAAGACAGAUUUAAUUCAUUAGAUAGAAACAGAAACUCUCCAAAAGUACAUCCUUGUUUCACAGAUUCUAGUCUUCCACGAGUUAGUGUGUGUGAAACUGGUGCUAUUUAUACUCAGGUGAAAAGACCUAGUGUAACUGAAUCUUCAUUAUCACCAACAACAGGAAGCGUGAGUAACUGCAGCAAGUCAAAUGAAAGCUGUAGGAAAAGUGAUGAAACAAAUACAAAUAGUGAUGAUGAUAAUUUAUUCUUUGACUUUGAAAUUGAUACAUUUGGAAAUUCAUCUAAUAAAAGGGGCAGCAGUUUAGUAGAUGAGAUAAUGUGGGAAUUGAAGAUUCAGCACGAUACUGAUAAGACAUCUACUGAAACUGGUGAACAGAACAUUUCUGAACUAACAGACAAUAAUCAAGAGUCAUUGACUAUAACUAAAAGGAAAUCAGUGGAGUUCAGUCCUAUAGAGAAUGAUAUCAGUCCAAUUAAAUCCGAACAUGUAACGACUUCAGGAAGAGAAUCUGAUUUUCUUUGCUCAAGUUUUGAUAUAAAUGACAAUGAACAAGUAACAAGUGAUUUAAAAUGUGAUAAUAAUGAAGAGCCAAAUUUAGUAAUUGAUGUUAAAACAUGCUCAGUUGGAAAAAUGACGUCAGUGAAGAGGCAUCCUUCAAACGUGUCGGCUAAAAUAGAUGUCAAAGAAACUUUAGCAGAGCUGAGAACAAGACUUGUACAGCUUAAGAAAGACAGAAUAAGUAUCAGAGACAGAAAACAACAGAUAUCAUCAGAGAGGGAUAGAGAGUUCUUAGAAGCUGUAUAUGAAAGAUUAAAUAAGGAGUGCAAGAAAGUAACUGAAAAAUAG